This is a messenger RNA of Syngnathus typhle (broad-nosed pipefish), 1380 nucleotides long. RefSeq names its product cannabinoid receptor type 1B-like. Lineage: Eukaryota; Metazoa; Chordata; Actinopteri; Syngnathiformes; Syngnathidae. Gene Ontology annotation, molecular function: cannabinoid receptor activity. Gene Ontology annotation, biological process: G protein-coupled receptor signaling pathway. The transcript has a single exon. Bases 19 to 1380 code for a protein of 453 amino acids. Gene Ontology annotation, cellular component: membrane. The record is from RefSeq and is a predicted model, not a curated record.
UAGCGCCACCUAUCAGUCAUGAAGCUGCCCCGGCUGUCGGGUGCCACCAUGAGUGCACUGACGACGAUGGUGCCGUACCUGGGCUCAAACGACGCCAUCUAUGAAGACAGUUCCUCCAAGUAUGGAUUCCGCUUGGAAAAAAUGCACUCUGCGUCCAUUAGCAACACAAACAAGGUCAUUUACAGCACCAUCGCGCCCAUUUUCCCCAUCAACAUGUCGGAAUCUCUUCUGACGAAUGAGACUGAUGGAAUGGUGGUGCAGUGCGGGGAGAACUUUGAGGACAACAUGGAGUGCUUUAUGAUCCUGACUCCUGGCCAGCAACUGGCCAUUGCCAUUUUGGCCCUGACGUUAGGUACGUUCACAGUGUUAGAGAACCUGAUGGUGCUGUGCGUCAUCUUGCAUUCGCAAACUCUACGAUCCCGCCCGUCCUACCACUUCAUAGGAAGCCUGGCCGUGGCGGACCUUAUCGGGAGCAUCAUUUUCGUCUACAGCUUCCUGGACUUCCACGUCCUCCACAGGAAGGACAGCCCCGAGGUUUUUCUCUUCAAGUUGGCUGGCGUCAUCGCCUCCUUCACCGCCUCCGUGGGCAGUCUCUUCCUCACCGCCAUCGACCGCUACAUCUCCAUCCACAGGCCCGUGGCGUACAAGCGCAUCGUGACCAAAACCAAAGCGGUGGUGGCCUUCAGCCUCAUGUGGAGCGUGUCCAUAGUGUUCUCACUGCUGCCCCUGCUGGGCUGGAACUGCAAGCGCCUCAACUCAGUCUGCUCUGAUAUUUUCCCCCUCAUCGACCAGAGGUACUUGAUGUUCUGGAUCGGGAUGACGAGCAUCCUGCUGCUCUUCAUCAUCUACGCCUACAUCUUCAUCUUGUGGAAAUCGCACCACCACGCUGUGCGCAUGCUGAGCCGCACCUCCCAGAGAAGCAUCAUCGUCUACACAGCCGAGGGCACCAGGGUUCAGACAGUGAGACCCGAGCAGGCCCGGAUGGACCUCCGCCUGGCCAAGACCCUCGUGCUUAUCUUGGUGGCCCUCAUAAUCUGCUGGGGGCCACUACUCGCUAUCAUGGUUUACGAUCUCCUGGGAAAAGUAGACGACUUCAUCAAGACCGUGUUCGCCUUCUGCAGCAUGCUGUGCCUGCUCAACUCCACCGUCAACCCCAUCAUCUACGCCAUGAGGAGCAAGGACCUGCGAAGGGCUUUCGCCAACAUCUGCCACCUGUGUCGGCGAAGCACGCCUAUGGAUAACAGCGGGGAGAGCGACUGGAACAGCAGGAGCGUCAGGGCCAAAGAUAGCGGAGGCAGUGGUGCCGACAGCCGAGUCAAAGCGGCCAGAGUUUACAUUUCUGGUGCACCAGAUCCAAUUUCUGGUGCAGAUUCAGUGUGA